Messenger RNA from Ceratina calcarata, 9445 nucleotides. RefSeq lists its product as uncharacterized. The record is from RefSeq and is a predicted model, not a curated record. Bases 655 to 7794 code for a protein of 2379 amino acids. The transcript has 33 exons. Gene Ontology annotation, biological process: regulation of transcription by RNA polymerase II. NCBI's taxonomy places the organism in Eukaryota, Metazoa, Arthropoda, Insecta, Hymenoptera, Apidae. Gene Ontology annotation, molecular function: protein dimerization activity; RNA polymerase II transcription regulatory region sequence-specific DNA binding; DNA-binding transcription factor activity, RNA polymerase II-specific.
AGAACGAAUGUUCGCAAUACUAAUUUGAUGAGAUCAUUGCAUAAUUAAUGUAAAAUAAUUCUUAAAUGAAGAUUGUAAGCUGCAAUAAUGUUGCGAAGGAAGAAUAGAAACGUUGCAAAUAUGAAUACGAAAAAGUCAGUUUUUCUACUUAUUGUUGGUACAAAUAAAUACGCAAUGGUUGAGUUAACGUUUAAAAUCAUUUGCGCAUAAUUUGCUCAUAAAAAUUCACGAAGCAUUUGAAAAAAUUGCGUACAUACCAUAGGACACGCACGAGGCGCCAAGUAUGCAGUUUGCCUAACAAUUUAUCGCCGCUGUUUAGACUGUCUUAUUGCGAAUACGAGAAUAUCUCUCCUAAUUCUAUCCCAUUUCGGUUUCGCGUCUUCCGUCUCGCUUUAUUCCAACGGUAAGAAUAGAUUAUCUCUCUAAGAAUCUGCCAUGAGUCGUCGCAACUCCUUACACUUGUCGGCGAUACGCAUGCGUGCUACGGCAGUGCACGUUGGUGCAUGUCGGUGUGCAGAGUGGUGUGUAAGGCGGUAUUUUGUUAAAAAAAAUUGGCGGUCUCGUUGGAUUAAAAAAUUGCGAAAAUGUUACUAACGCGCAAUUAACACCGCGGCCAAAUGGAUCGCCUGUUCGUUUUGGAUCGCGACGUGUGAUAUGAACCACUGCCCAGCCAUGAAGAUGAGUUUCUCCUUAUCUUCGCUUCAGCCACUCGGUCAUGGCUUGGAAAAGCAUGGCCAAGUGGGGAUAGCGAUAGAAAGACCAUACAACAGUCUCACAAAAAAGAGGAAAGAUCCAAAGCAACUACACAAUCAACGUUUGUGGACUAACCGAGAAGACUGCAAAGAUGAAUUUUGGGCAGCAAUACGAUCUAACUAUGAUUACAUUAUGGAUACUAAUUUGAUAGAUAGUUGUAAGGAAGCUAAUGGUGAAUUGACAUGGGAUGAGACUGAUGUAUCUACACAAUCAUGGAGCUUUAAAGAAUUUAGUAGUCAGUUCUCCGAAUUGUACUCAUGGCUGAGGGUUCUUCAAGAACUGAUUUAUAGUAAAGAGGAAAAUCUAUUAGAUAAAAGUCUGCGUGCGGCUCACAUGGAGGAGCUGCGACGUAGGGCGUACAGAAGAAAACUAUUUAAUGAUCAAGCUGAAAAAUUAGUGUCAUGUGCCCCUGCUUUGAAAGAUGAAGUAGCGUGGCGAGUUGACCAUUUGAAUGCAAAAUGGGAGUUAGUCGAGCAAAUAAUGGCACCUGUCGAGCGGCCUGUAUCCAAUCAACAAGAUAUGUCAGCAGACUUCGAGCACGAAGUAAAGUGCUUGAGAAAAUGGCUUCGUGAAAUGGAGUCUCGUCUUCAACCCCUGAGUUUCCACGUUGAUUGGACUCUGGCCGAGCUUGAGGAGAAAGCAGUGGAACAUAUGGUACUCCAACGAGACAUAGAGGCGCACGGUCGAAUUGUCAGCUCGGUCGUCAAACUAGGAGACAAGGUUUUCGAUCAGCAGCAAGAACAGCAACAAGAACAACAGGAACGGGAGAGGCAAGAACAGCGGGAACCGACACAGGCUUUGCGAAUCGCGAAAUCUCUGGAACGCCGAUGGCAUUUGCUGUUUCUAAGGGCUUUGGAGUGGCAGUGUCACAUCGAGACGCUCGUAUCUCGCAUCAGCAGCAAGAAUUCAGUGGCGUACCGGUGUAGUAGCGACAGUGACGAGGAGCCAGUCACGAAGCAGCCUCGACUCAGCCGCAGACACUCGCGAGGUUCUGGAAGGGAAUCCCCGGGUCAGUCGGCUCGUUCAACGCGCGCGAGACGCCACAGAGCCGCGAGAUCACGAUACUACGAGGAUACGAGCAGAGCGGAACACUACUCAGACACCGACGCGUCUUCCGAGAACCGCUCGAUCGGCGAUGGAUCCUAUUUUGAGGAUGAACUGUGUCAGAUGUGUGUGAUGGACACAAAGUCCGAGGGAGUGGGAGUUUCCGAGGAAGUUAAACAAAUCGCGAGCACUUUAGGCGACCAGGGGGAAGAGGCUGAUAUAGAGGAAGGCGCGUUGACCGAAGACGAGGAGGACGAUAUGCCACCGAUUCCCGACACCGUGCCAAUGACAAAUUCGACGAUUAUCGCGCAGGGCCGCGAUCAGAUCGACGGCCAGUCCGGAAACGUCGAACAACCAAACAGCAAUCGUGCUACUAACGAGCCAGUGAAGCGGCGCACAAGGAUCGAGGAGGUCGCUUCUUUUAACACAUCCGACAGGCAAUCGAAGAACAUAGCGACCUUCUACGCGCGGCACCCCGACACUGACUCAGAGCAGAACGAGGAGGCUGCGGCGGAGGAGUCGUCCGAGGAGGAGUGGACUUACACGUUGUCGAGAGCGAAUAACGUCACGACGGAGUGUAAAACGAACGUGCUGGUGGUGGAGGUCCAGGGCGAGGACCUGGGCAAGGCGAAUGCGAAUACGAGCGAGAUGAAGCCCGUCAAAGAGGCGUCCGCGCAGGGCGUCGAUGCGACUUCAAACGAAACCGACGACGCGUCCUCCCAACGCGAGAAGGACAGCGAUGACGAAACGAGAAACGACAAGACGAGCAUCCAGAGGCUCAUUAAGGAGGUGGAAAAGCUGGUUGGCGAGGACAGGCGGUCCAAGAUGUUCCCCCAGCUCAUUCUCGACGAUAAGAAGGGUAUGACGAACAAUCAUCGCGCUAAGUACGCAAGGAUCAAGGAGUGGUUGAAAGAGAACGAAGGACGAUCCACGUCACAGGGCGAGUUACAACCGCUGGACAGUUGCGAUGCGAGUGGUGAGACGGAGGACUCGGACGGGGAGAGGCAGUCGGUUUCGUCGGAAGAUCUUCAGAGCAGCGUUGCUACUUAUCGGCGAUUCAGAGGUGCGUUGGGAUGCACGUCGCAGUCGGUGUCGCAAGAGAUUUUCGAUGAUGCCGAAAAGACGCCGAUCAACGAAGCGCAUCCAAUGAUGGAUAACGCAAGCACGCCGAAAGUCGUGAUGCGGACCAAACAGAAAGCGAACAACGGUCACAGGCCAUGGAGUGUCUCCUGCAUCUCGCAGAUCGGGAAUAAUUCUAACUUGAAUCAAGCGAACGACCCGAUAUCGCAAUUCUCCAUAAGCGAAACGGCGCUGCAUCAGCUGAUCGCGACUCCGCCGACCAAGUCUGUAUCUCUCGAUGCAUCGGGAUCAAGGAAAUCGUUUAACAAUUCAACAUCCACGUUGCUGGAAGAAUCGAUCAUUUGUCAUGACGGUCGCGUCAUUCGAAAUAGUUCACUGCGGAGGAAAAAGAGCAGGCUUCGAAAGAAAAAUCUUGGCCGUAAAAGUGACUCUAGCUCGGAAGGCGUAAAUAAUGUGAACCAGUCCGCUGGAAGCGAUGGCAGCUCGUCAAACCAGCAACGUUCUCCUCGGAAGGUGAACGGAAGUCGUGGGAUCCGUACCAUUUCGCGGGACAGCCACGGUCGUUUGACUACUCUAGUAAAAUCAGGCUCGUUCUCGGGCUGCACCAGUCACCACCAAUUCGCUGUAGAGAGGACGAUUGUCAGCGAUCCGACACCCCCGUUCAGGUUACUCUGCUGCAUUUCAAUGGCUUCCACGUCAGAGACCGAGGGUGAAGAGCAACGCAACUGUACAAGGGGUUGCUUCGCUUAUGAGGAAAACUUGUUAGAUACCGUGCUGAACAAUAAGGAUCUCUGUCUUAAUCAACAAAUGAAUGUCGAUAGCGACGUCGAAAUGAACAGCCUUGGCAACAAUUCGGUCUCCGAGCAAGCUUGGGACAACUAUCAAGAUAAGUAUUCGAGCGAGCCGUACAGCGAAGCGCCAGACGUAGAAACUGCCAGAAGAUUACUGGAAUUUGGGGACGACUACCGAAAUUACCUCGAUAGUCAGUCCGAUUGUGCCUCCAGUAUGAGCGCAGUUCCCGCUAGUUCUCCGCUGCCUAGAAGUCGCAUGCAUCAUGAAAUACCCGACACCACGGAGAGCAGCGAAAGCGAGAGUGACGUGGAGGACAUUCGGAACGUGGUCGAGAAAUCGCAGUCGCAGUUCGUGUUAGCCGAGAAUCUGUUCUCGAGGACGAAAAAUGACGACACAAUUUCAAAUCCGGACUGUAGUCAAGUCGAGUGCGUGUGCAGAGAGAAUUUACGAUGCCUUCACGCGUUAUUGGAGUCUGUGAGCAGUUCGUUCCGGAGCGAAAAACACGUGAAACAAAUACGUGGCAUGUUAGAAAUGUGGGAGUCUCUCACUACCAAAGUAGAGGAGACUCAGAGAGCCAGUGCGCUUCACCGCGAGCUGGCUGCUUUUCGUUCAGAGUUCAAAGCAGCGCAUGAUAGACUCUUCUCGUACGAAGUCACUUUGGAACAGCCACAUGUGUUGGACGAGAGGAUUAAUCGAAUUACGGCCGAGCUGGCCGCGUUGAGGGAUCGUAAGGCUGCGAUGCUGGCGCUGAACGUAUCCGCGCACAGACUGAUCACCGAUCUCGGUAAUUCCAGUUCGUUGAUCUACACUGCGUUAAAAGACGGCAUUGCUGAUCUCUAUCGCAUCUGGGACGAGACUUUCCAAAAGGGCAACCAACAAUUGUGCGCCCUGCAAGCAGUCCAACAGUUUAGUAUGCGUUUGGCGGAACUUCAGUGCGCGCUGCGAAGGGAUAAGGACACCCUUGCAGUUUUGGACGUGGCCCUGCAAGCGGGAGCCACCUCGGAGGUCGCUUCGUCUGUUCGUCACGUCGCCAGGCUGUUGUCCGAGAAACAAGACAUCAAUUGCCAGAACGGCACGGUGCUGAAAGACUCGAGCACGGAGGAGGUGGGCAACGCGUCGAAAUUCGGCGACUCGCCGCCGAUCAGUCUGACCGAGGGCGGCUCGCUGUCCGACAGCGGAAUCUCUGACAGCGGAAGCGAGCAGGAGCUGAGCGAACGGGAGAGACGAUUGGCGGCGCUACGCCGGCUGACUCGCAGUUUGGAGAGUCAAUUGACGCCUGGCAGCGAGGCGUUGGCCGAGCUCUGGAGACGCGUCGAGGACGCGGAAACCGAGUUAAGGGAUCUGCAGAAACAGUGCAGAGAGCUGAUUGUCCGCACUGCCGCCAGCGUCGAGGCCAGGGCUGCCAAAAGGUCUGGUGGACAGCUUCAUCAUUUCGUAGAGUAUCGAGAUGACGCUCUCUGUUGGACUGACAGGAAACCGUCCAUGGACGACGUUGGAAACCCUACCUCCGUCAACGCACGAUUUGACGAGAGACACUACGCUUUCGAAAGUAUUCUCGAGCUGCGCAAGGAGAAGAGCAGGGACGCUGCCAGGUCUCGAAGGGGUAAGGAGAACUUCGAGUUCUACGAGUUAGCGAAAAUGCUGCCAUUACCGUCGGCUAUUACCUCCCAGUUGGACAAAGCCUCUAUAAUAAGGCUAACCAUCUCGUACCUCAAACUUCGCGAGUUCUCGGGUCACGGAGACCCGCCAUGGAAUCGGGAUGGGCCACCGCCAAAUAAAUCUAUCAAAGGUACCAAUCGAAUGAGGUCAUCAGCAUCCCUCGCGAUGGACCAUUUCGAUGUGCAUCAAGGCACUCACAUACUUCAGUCGCUGGACGGGUUCGCGAUGGCGGUCGCCGCUGAUGGACGGUUCCUGUACAUAUCCGAGACCGUCUCAAUUUACCUUGGACUCUCACAGGUAGAAAUGACGGGGUCAAGCGUUUUCGACUACGUCCAUCAGCAAGACCACGCGGAAGUCGCAGAGCAAUUAGGCCUCGGGCUGACGUCGAGUACCUCUUCCGGUCCCCAUUCGUCGAGUUCCGGUUUAGCAUCGCCAAGCAGCGCGGCGUCCGAGGAACACGGCUCAUCUUCCACUGCGAAUCCCGACGUCUCCUCGGCAAUGUCGUUAUCGGCGAACAAUCUUUACAAAGGAUACGACAGAGCGUUCUGCGUCCGGAUGAAGUCCACCCUAACGAAAAGGGGUUGUCAUUUUAAAUCCUCUGGUUAUAGGGUCGUGUUGUUACUGUGCCGUUUGAGACCGCAGUAUACGUUUAGCCAUACAAGAAAGUCCGCGCCACCAUUGAUAGGUAUGGUCGGCCUGGCGAUAGCACUUCCUCCGCCGAGUGUGCACGAAAUUCGUCUCGAAGCCGACAUGUUCGUCACGCGGAUCAACUUCGAUUUUCGGAUAGCACAUUGCGAACCCAGGGUCUCCGAAUUGCUAGAUUAUAGUGCCGACGAAUUAACGGGGAAGAAUCUGUAUACAUUGUGCCACGGCGAAGACGCGAAUCGACUUCGUAAAUCUCAUAUCGAUCUGAUUCACAAAGGGCAGGUGCUGACUCAUUAUUAUAGGCUGAUGAACAAGAGCGGUGGAUACACGUGGCUUCAAACUUGUGCCACCGUAGUUUGUAACUCGAAGAACGCCGAGGAGCAAAAUAUCAUCUGCGUCAAUUACGUUAUAAGUGGUCGAGAGUUCGAGAAUUUAAUCAUGGACUGUUGUCAACUGGAGGAAGGCGUUAUGGGUGUGAAGCGAGAAGAUGCUGCUGGGAACGAUCCAGAGAACGGUUCACCGGACGCUGAUAGAGGAGAGGGAAGAAAUCACGGUGGACCAUCGAACCAGCACCAGGAGCAUCCUCACAGGUCUCCACCAGAGGAUCGAGAGGACACCCGUGGCUCGGAGAGCGAGAAAAGGGGAAGCAGGCACCAUGACAACAUAGCUCAGUUACAACAAGAACCGCAGACUGUAGAAAACAUUAACACACUAGUAGUGAAAUUGCGCGGUCACAAGCGGAAGCUCCAGGAGGAGGACAGUAGUUCGAACGAGGAGGAAGAAGAUGAGGAGGACGAGUCUACGGUGAAAGCGACAAAUAACGAGAGAAGCCACGCUCUGAGUCCAGCCCCGUCGAACCAUUCCAUUUCAGGCGGCGAGCAAGUACUGUGCACCGCCAGUCCAAAAUCGAGACGCGUAGAAGAUAGAACAACGAACGCUGAUACCACCGGCACCUCCGUGAAAGAUUUAGAACAGGCGAUGUCGAAGCAUCUGCCUGUGCAGAGUUUGAACAAAUCCCAUUCACCUACGUUGCAUCAACCCACGGACUUCAGCACGGACGCGUUGCUCAAGCAGCAACAGCAGAGGAGCACAAUACAGUGGAUCGGCGCACAUCAUCACCUGGGACAUCUUAGUCCUCAACAAUCAUCCACCGCACCGCUACCAGCGUCCGCUCUUCUGCGACAAUUGUACGCCAACAGGGAGAGCGUGAUAAGGGCUAACGUUCACGGGAUCACGUCCAGCGGUACCACGAGGACACCUUCCUCCGGUGGAACCUACUACGCCGGUGACGCGACGCCUAGUGGUCCUUUACCUACUCCUCCCGGGUCCGAAGGAUCAAGCACUUACGGCGAACACCAAUUCGUGUUAGCGGCGCACAAUCAGAAAGGCUCGACUGGGACCAGCUGUGCAGACGCGUUCACUAGUCUGGUGUCCUCUUAUUCCACAGCCGGUGGUUACACGGUGGACUAUCAUUCGGCUAUGACGCCUCCGUCGUCGGUCUCGCCGAGGGACAAGCAACAGCAGCAGCAACAGCAACAGCUUCAUCCCGUUAACGUGAUAAGCAGCUACGAGGGAUCGUCGGCUUACGCAGAUCCUGUCUUAAGACAUCAAUACGAACCGGCGCAACCAUUGCCUUUGAAACCGCAAGUGUAUUCGGCCGCCGUACAUCCAAGCGCGUUGGACGCUGCCGCGGCUUACGCGUCGGCCGGGUUGUCCGAGCAGGCGCAAUUUUAUCACCACCCGGCAGCCGGGCCCGGAUUCCACAUUUACCAUCCGACGAACAAGUCGACGACGAACGGUUGGUACAGUUCGACGUCCUAGUGGCGUGCGGCCGCACGCGAGAGACGUGUACUUAAAUAAGUAACUGAGAAUUCUGAGCCCAAAGUCCCCCCUCGACCCCCUCACAUGCAUAUCAGUGAUAUUCGUAUAUUUCAUCCCGGCAUCUCUGUAAUUCCCCUAUCUCGUUUCAUCUCCACAUCUAUUCGCCACACCUGGCAGAAAGUUCUCGAUUGAAAAUCGAUAACGCCGAUAUACAAAAUUCACAUUCUCUCGUUUCCUUUUUUUUAAAUGUUUUUAAUUAGCUGUUACCGAAUCAAUAACUUUUUGCCAGGUAUGAUAUCUAUUCGUUUCCUAUUUGUUUUUUUACUUAUAUCUUCAUUGUUUUAUUUUUUAUCCUGGGAUUCUCGUCGAUCAUUUUCACCGCGUUUUCCCCCUCAUCCCCGCGAACCCCAGCGAUCGUACGCGCGCAUCCGAUGUGCCAAUUGAACUGUAUAAAAAUCGCUGCUCUCUAUCCUCGACUAUGUAGAACGACUUAUUGUAAUAUAACAAAAUAAAUUAUUAUGUACGUUGACAUUUUCGGAGAUAUUCGCGCAAGCAAACGGAGGAUAGGAAUUUCUAAAAAAAAAGAGAGAGAAAGGGAAAAGAGAAAUAAGAUGGGACAGAGUACGUUCGACGACUCAAGGGGCAAAACGGUGAGACCAUAAAACGUGAUGACUAAUUAUUAUCAAUUUAGUUGGUCGUCCCGUAAACGCGAGAACAGAGGAGCGAACGAACAAAGGGAUUUAUCAGCGUUAUUGCUGCGAGAAUGAAGACGGAGGAACGGCCGGCGUGGUUGUUAGCGAUAAAUUUACUCGAGAAGCCGUACUUGUCGUACAUUUUUUAUACUUGUAACAUUUUGUUGCGUAAAUACGAUAUAUGACUUUAGUGAAGUCGACAGUGCAAUCGUUACACGUUUUUUAGCGUUAAUUUAAGAGGAUGAUCGGAUAGGAAAGGAAUAAUGUUUAACUUUUUCGCUUAUACAAUGUAAAUGAAAGAGACGUUGUUUCUGUACGAAAGAGAGAGAGAGAGUGAGAGUUGAGAAUAUUCACGAAGGAAAUCGCUAUCUCUAUUAAUCUAUAGGAAAAUCGAUGUAAACAAUUGUUAACUUAUUUUCGUCUAUCUCCAAUCGGUCACCUUUAUCGGUCGUUACAAGAAGGAGUCACGUUCAUCGACUCCUUAUCGUUCGUAUCUUAGCGUUUUACUUUUAACGUCGCGUUGGAUACAUAUCAAUUUUCCUGAUUAAAGAUAAAUCAUCACUGCCUUACCGAUUAUAUAUAAAAAUAAUUCUGGUUGCGUAACGUUACGAAAGAAAAUAUUCGGCUUCGGCUUGGUCGGAGGCUGAUUAAACCUGUAAGGCAAUUCCAGUGUUACGUUGCUAGAGGUAGCGAAUUCUUUCCGAGAGAUUAUUAUGUUUUGUUGUAAAUUUGAAGAAUUGUUUUCUCUGACGAGUACACGUGUAAAUACAAUUUUAUGUGCUGUAAGAUCCACCUGUUGAACAUUUCUAUUCAUCAUUUUUCGGAACUAUUUCUACGAAAUUUUAUUUUCGUCGAAGGAACAUUGUAAGGCAGUGACUUAAGCAUUAAAAUAUAUGCAUAACGUCUCCAUCUUGGUAAAAUGAUACCUUAUAAUUCAAUGCUGCUUUCCACUUAUCGAA